Messenger RNA from Peromyscus californicus insignis, 6308 nucleotides. RefSeq names its product olfactory receptor 52B2-like. The transcript has a single exon. Gene Ontology annotation, molecular function: olfactory receptor activity; G protein-coupled receptor activity. Gene Ontology annotation, cellular component: membrane. Bases 1428 to 2375 code for a protein of 315 amino acids. Gene Ontology annotation, biological process: G protein-coupled receptor signaling pathway. The record is from RefSeq and is a predicted model, not a curated record. Lineage: Eukaryota; Metazoa; Chordata; Mammalia; Rodentia; Cricetidae.
UUUGCUACUUUCUAUGGAACCUGGUUCUCUUAUUUUACUCAGAUCUUUCCAAUAUAAAAAAUGUUUUAUCUUAAAACACUUGUUUUAAUUUUGAAUAUUUUUAUAGUUUUGCUAUUUAGGCAUAACACUUUAUGUGGAAUUCCUAAUGAGUUGGGAAAUAAUUCUAUAUCCCAAUGACAUUAAUUGAAUAGAUUUUUCCCCAUUAGAUUGAAAUUGUAAAUUCCGAAUGCAUUUCCAUUAGUUGCUUGGAUUUCUGUUAAGUUGUACUGAUUUGUUCACUAACAGUAGUUACCACUGAUUUUGUAUUUCCAUGCUAGGCACUGUGUUAGGCAGUAUGUAGAGUGUAUUUAAUUCUGACAAGAAAAGUAUGAAUAAUUCAGUAUUACAGAUCAUGCCAAAUUCCUAAGAUGUAAAACACUUGCCUUUAAAAAAAAUCAGUAACAAAAGGUCAGAAGAAGUUCAGGAUUUGAGUGGAGGAGGGCUUCCUGGGUGGUAAUAUAUAGGCUGGAAACUGGAAGACUUUCAGGGUAGAGCAAUUUGUUUUAGGUGAAGAAGUGUUUGUCAAAAGAGAAGAAAACUGGAAAAUUCAGGUUGAGUGGAGAGCAGGUGACACUGUAAAUUAACUUUGACAGUGUGUCUAAAGCUGGAAAAAAAGAAUAAUGCAGGAUUGUGGAGGGUUUUCUAUGUUUGAAAAGUUUUGGCUUUAAUUUAUAAGUUGAUAGGGUUAUUAAAAAAACAUAGGGACUGGGGCGAUGGCUAGUGGGCACGAGUGACUGAAAGCAGGAGGAUCUGGGUUCAAAUCUCCAGUACCCACACAAAAAGCUGGGCAUGGUUGUAAGUACCUGUAAUUCCAGUGUUUGGAGAUAGAACAGGAGGAUCCUGCAAGUUUGGUGGCCAGCCAACCUAGAUAAGACCUCAAGCUUCAGGUUCAGUGAGACAUCUAGUGGUGAGUGAUAAAGAUAUCUGAUGUCUUCUUCCCCUAGCCAUUACACGAAUGUGUACACUCUUACACACACACACACACACACACACACACACACACACACACACACACACACACAUCAAAACAAAACAGACCACCACAAACGUUGUUUAGAGCCUGUCACAAAGGCUGUUAUCAGAGCUGCUGAGUAUAAAGGGGUGAGGAUGGGAAGCAGGAGAUGGGGAGUCUUGCCUGGCAUGGGGAUACAGUUGUAAUGAUCAGGGGAGUGAUCAAAGCCUGGGAAAGAGUUAAUGUGAAAGUGAGAACAAGUGUGGUCAAGAACACUUGUUUGUAUUUGCAGUGCUAAUGUGGCAAGUGGAGGGGUAACACUAUUCACUUUGAGUCACUAUGAUGUUUGUUCACCCUCUACCAGAACUUAUGACUGCCUCUUCCUCCUGCCUCUCCUUUUUUGUUUAGUCUUCACAGGGAGACUUCAAAAGCAAGCAUGCUUGGAGCUAACCUCACCAUCAUCCAUCCAACUGUGUUCAUCCUACUUGGAAUCCCAGGACUGGAGCAAUAUCACAUCUGGCUUUCUAUCCCUUUUUGUCUCAUGUACAUCACUGCAGUCUUGGGAAAUGGAGCCCUGAUCCUUGUUGUUCUGAGUGAACACACCCUCCAUGAGCCCAUGUAUGUCUUUCUAUCCAUGCUAGCUGGCACUGACAUUCUCCUGUCAACCACCACUGUGCCCAAGGCCUUGGCUAUCUUCUGGUUCCAUGCUGGGGAGAUCCUCUUUGAUGCCUGCAUUACUCAGAUGUUUUUCAUUCAUGUUGCGUUUGUGGCUGAGUCAGGAAUCCUGCUGGCCAUGGCAUUUGACCGCUAUGUGGCUAUUUGUACUCCUCUGAGAUACUCAGCCAUCUUAACUCCCAUGGCAAUUGGAAAAAUGACCUUGGCCAUCUGGGGACGGAGCAUUGGGACCAUUUUCCCUAUCAUAUUCCUGCUGAAGAGGCUGUCAUACUGCAGGACCAAUAUCAUCCCACACUCAUACUGUGAGCAUAUUGGUGUAGCCAGGUUGGCCUGUGCUGACAUCACUGUCAAUAUCUGGUAUGGCUUCUCAGUGCCAAUGGCUUCAGUUUUGGUAGAUGUUGCACUCAUUGGUAUUUCUUAUACUUUGAUCCUCCAGGCUGUGUUUAGACUUCCUUCCCAGGAUGCCCGGCACAAAGCUCUCAACACCUGUGGCUCUCACAUUGGAGUAAUUCUCCUCUUCUUCAUACCAUCAUUUUUCACUUUCCUUACCCACCGCUUUGGCAAGAACAUCCCCCACCAUGUACACAUUCUUCUGGCAAAUCUCUAUGUGUUAGUUCCUCCCAUGCUUAACCCUAUCAUCUAUGGUGCGAAGACCAAGCAAAUUAGGGACAGCAUGACUCACAUGUUGUCUGUUGUGUGGAAGUCUUGAGAGCGAUCACAGUUCUCAAUGCUCUCUUACCAAUAUGAGAAAGAACUUGCUGGUGAGUUCCCACAUUCAGGCACUGUAUUAUCUGCAGCAGAAAGCAAAUGGGUUCUAGAAUAAAGUAUAUGUGGGUUCAAAUCCUGGUUCUAUUUUGGUCUGAUUGUGAGCCAUGGGAAGUUCAUACUUUAGAAAUUUAAUCUCAACCCAUAAAAUAAAAACCUCAUCUACUUAUGUUAUAAGCUUAUUGUGAGGAUUGAAUUGAGUAUAUGAACCACUUGAUAUGAUGCCUGGCAUUAUAUGGAUUCUCAGUAACUUUACUUUUAAUUUGAAGUAUGUUGACUGAAAAAUAUAUUUUCAAUUUUAUUUUUGUGAGAUUUCCAGUGUGUCCAGAGGCCUCUCUUCCCUCCCGUGCUUGCCCAUUCAGACUGCAUCAUGAGCAUUGUAUUCUCCGGCAUCGUGGCUGUCAGUGCUACACAGCUGCAGUAAAUAUAGAAUUAGGUGAAAAUAUCAAAGAGUGCCUUGAAAAACACCAAAGUGUUUAAAUAUGUUAAGGUUGGAGUUGAUUGUAUUUACAUGUAAGGGAAUUUGAUUAUUAUUAUAUGCAAAAAUUCUGCUUUUUCAUUUAGCAAGUGGGUCAUGUGAUGCAGCUUAGGCACAAUCCAUAGAGUACUAAGUAUUUGGGCUGAAUGCAUGAACAAAGAAUAAAUGUGAUCAGAUCAUAUUGGUAAUAUAAAAUCGACAUGGAAUCUAGAAAUUCUAACUCUUAAGUCCAUUAUAGUUUUUUUCCUUAAUCAAUUGUCUGGCUUUAAAUCUCACAAAUUAUGAAUAUUUCCAAAUUAAUAAUCUAUCUUAGACUUUUCUUUAGAGAGCCACAUUCAUAUAUUCAGCUCUUUCUUUUUCAUAACUAAAUUCCAUUUUUGACAAUUUCAUGUAUUACAUAUAAUGCAUUUUGAUUGCUUUCAGCCUCACUUUUUUUUGUUGUUGUUUUUUGAGACAGGGUUUCUCUGUGUAGUUUUGGUGCCUGUCCUGGAUCUUGCUCUGCAGACCAGGCUGGCCUCGAACUCACAGAGAUCUGCCUGCCUCUUCCUCCUGAGUGCUGGGAUUAAAGGCAUCUUUUUUUUGUGAAAUUAAAAAUUUAAAAAAUAUGUGUAUGGGUGUUUUUGCCUGCAUUUGUGUCUGUGCACCAUGUACAUGCCUGAUGCCUACAGAGGCCAAAAGGGUGUCAGGUCCCCUAGAACUGUAGUUACAGAUUGUAUGGGCUGGGAACUGAACCUGCGUCCUCUUUAAGAACAGCCAGUGUUCUUAACUGCUGAGCCAUCUCUCCAGCACCUCAGCCCUUACUAUCUCUUGCCAUCUCCCACAUUCCAGUCCUUUGCUCACAUCCAGGCCUUUUUUGGUUGUUGUUUUGUGACCCUCUGAAUUUAACCAGGGCUACCCAUGUUCGUGGGUUUGGAACUACCAUGGAGCCUGGUGGGCUCAGCAGUGUAGAUAGAUAGCUGAGAUUCUGGAGAGCGAGCUGACUUGUCUUCAGCUACAUUGAACGAUUUCUUGCCAUCUCCCUUUCUGCAUCUCACAGGCAUCUCAAAAUAAAUAUGUCUACAUUUGAAAGAAUAGCUUAGGCUACCCUACAUAACAAAUCAUAGAAUUUCUGGGGAAUUAGCAAAAGAAAUAUUGCUAUUUCAUUUAAAAUGUUGCUUGUGGCAGGAGCUCUUCUUCACAUAGUGGAUGUUGUGGUUAAAAUGUGAAAAUCACCUAUAUCCUCAUGUACCUUUGAACACUCAUUCUUCUUUCCUGGUGCUAAAAUGUUGGUCUAAGAGUUAUAGGGCUCUUAUUUAUUUAUUUACUUACUUACUUACUUAUUUUGGAGUCAGUGUCUUGUCAUGUAACUGUAUUGGUCUUGAACUCACUCUGCAGACCAGGCUGGCCUUAAAUUUGCUGGGAUCACAGCUACUAUGCCUGGCCUUAAGUUAAUUUUUAAUAGUUCAAAUGUUUUCUUAGUUGAGCUGUUAGAUUUUUUUUGGCAAGAUACAUUUAUUAGAGCCCUAGGAGACCUCUCAUAGUUUGAUUUCACUGCAUGCCAACCCGCACAUCCCAAAGUCCUCUAGAGGUAUAAUUCUUAACUUCUCUGUAUUUCCCCCUUGCUAGCCUCGUGUUCAUCUCUCCAACUUACUGGUGGGUAAUCUGGAGUUAUAGUGCUUUAUUGGGAAAGGUCUAUCUUUACUCUGACCAUUACCGUUCAUUGCUUUAUGUGAAGUGUUUAUUGGGUACCACACCCAUACCACAGACUUCUUCCUUAAACAUUUUAUUUAACUGACAAGUUUGGUUGGGAUAUUUUUGCUUAAAGCUUUGAAAAAAAUCAUUUCUUAUUGUUUGAUGUUUACCUAGAAGCAGUGCAUUUUUCCAUCUCCACAGGGUUCAGUUUAUUUUUAAUCCAAUGUGCCUCUCCCACUGACAUAUAUGUAUCCCAAUCUGUGGAAUGUGGGAAUUGGAUUAUAUGGAGAAGGAAAAUUAAGGUUACAUAUUCAAUUAAGGUUGCCAAACAGCAGACCUUAGAAUAAGAAUAUUACCCUGGGUUUUGUGAGUGAAAUCUAAGUUAGUCACAAGGGCCCCACAAAUGACAAAAAGCCGCAGAGCUAUUGAGACUAGUGUUGUGAAUGGGAGAGACACAACUGGAUUUUGCUAGUGUUGGAGAUGAAUCGGUACAACAAGCCAAGAAAUGUGAGCAGAGGAGACAGAUUCUCCCAUGGCUUAUGGAGUUAACUCCAUAAAGGCACACAGCCCUGCCCAUGCCUUUGUUUAGCUUUGGGAAACACAUUUCAGACUUCUGACCUGUAGAACUGGAAGAGAAUAAAGACAUAUUGUUUCAAGCCACUAAGUCUGUGGGAAUUAGUUGUGUUGCCUGUAGACUCCAAUACACUCACCAUUUACAUUUUGUUUCCUGCUUGGAAAGUGACCAAUUAUUUCCACAUAUUUUCUGCCCAGUUCACAUUUAGCUACCUCAGACAUGUAGCCAACACACAUGACCAACCUUUUCUUUCCCAGUAUCUCUUCUGGUAGUGCUGUGCGUUUGAGAGGCAGGUGGUCUGAUCUCACAGAACACACUAACUCUUACUGUCAUCACUGAACUCUCCAGUUUCUCUCAUAACUCAGCUACUAUUCACAUUUCACACCCUUUGUGUGGUUAUUCGCUCACUUACUUCCAGCCAUGUAGAGGGUGAGAGAUCACCAAGAACACACAUCCUGCUAACCACCAGCCACACAGGACAAAAGUUCCUGGGAAGCUAUUGGAGACUUUGUAAUCUGGCCUCUAGAUGGGGCCACAAGACUGACUCAUCAGUAUGGGCAGAAAUAAUGUGUGUCUUACACAUUUAGGUCAUUAGGUAUCCUGCAGAGUCCCCAUGACCUCUGGAGGACACAUGGAAGUCAGCAGCAUUUAAAGUGAAAUGGUUUUAGAAGUCUGGGUAAACACAUGGAGGAGCACCACCCGCAGUCACUCAUCCAGAAAGGACACAGCGUUUUACAUUUUUUGGUUUGCGGACAGCCCAGUGUUUUGUUGCACUAAGCAACUGAGCAUUUGAAGUUGUUCUCUUACUAAUACAGUCACUGAAUUAUUCUGAUUCUUAGAACUGCUGUGUGCCAAGAAGUAUAUUUAACUACCAGGAAUUUCAAAGGACAGUGCAGUUGUGUUUGGGGCACCUUAACACUGCCCACAGCCAUAACUGUUCUUUGUGUGCUUCGUCAGGUGGACUACUGGGUUAGUUAGAACAGUUCCAGUGUUCAUCUUUUACCCCUAGCUCUUGUGUUUUAGUCUCAAAUUGCAGGUCAUGGAUGAAGUGCUUAUCUCAUUGGGAAAGAAUGAAGCUUCCUAUAGAUACCUGAACAUGGCUUUCAAAUUCACCCAUCCUGAUUUAAGUGCUGAUUACUUGUGGCUGUACUGAA